CCUUCGCUUAAAAUUCCUCUAACAGGGAUGAAAGAACAGACGUUUUCAACAACAGACGCCUACACAGACAGUAGAAGAGCUUUUUAGUUGUUUGUGCGCCCUUUUAAAAAGUGCCUGGCAUGCGCGUUUGAGAAAGAAGAAAAAACCCACGGAAACAAAACAAUGAAAGGGCUUUUGUUGUUUGAAACUCAAAUAUCUGGAGGUGAAGAGAACAGGGGCGGCGGGGACGGGGGCAGCAGAAUGUUAAACUCCUGUUUGUUGGUGAAUAGCUUAAAAAGCUAUGGUGCGUCUGUCUUAAGGCAAAUGUGGCGGAAGUGGAGGGUGGGGAAAUCACAUUUUUCUUAUCCCAGGUGAGGAGGAAUUAUUCCAUGCUGUGAGCAGGCUAGCCUGUGUUAAGGAUUUGCCUGGCUUCUGUUAAAGGUAUUCUGAUUUCCCCUCAUUGAGAAUGCUGCUGACUCGUUCUGGGUCUCCUUGCUUUGAAUAGGUUUGGUUUGGGCUUUACCUCUGUGGGGAGGUAAGCCUAAAAUAAGAUCGAGUGUCAACAAGUGUGUCUUAUCCGACAAAGGGGUGUGGGGAGGAGGAUUUUUCAUUGCAGAACAGGAAACGAGGGAAGAAUAAUGGGGUUGCUCGCAACACUGGCUGUCUGUCUCUCCCACCCCCUUUCUGUAGCCGCAAGGCGGGAAUCUCAAAACCAAGCCCCUUUCUUCAGUGAGCAGCUAUUGUAACUGCUGCUGAGGGGAAAAGGCGGCCUUGCGCCAAAGCUUGGGGAUUGGUGACCUAUUUGUCACCUCUCAGGCAAAGCUCAUUACGAAUGGAAAUGCCACACAGUUAUAUAAAUGGAGGGAGUAGAGGCUAGCUUGAAUGGAGCUUGGCUUGCCUUGCGUUCCUGUCAUAAAAUUAGCUAAAAGCUUGGCACAGUUUGAGGGGUUCCGAGGGAAAUUCUGAGAAAGAGAGAAGCAGAGAGCAUGAAGUCUCAUAGGAAGAGUUAGUGGACAACGGGCUUCUGUGACAGAAACCUACAAUUAUCUUGGCUAUAUUGUGUCAUCAUUCUAGUGCCUCUUUGGAAACUUGAAAACUACAGGACAUGUCCAUUGCACUCAAGCAAGUUUUUAAUAAGGACAAGACGUUCCGUCCCAAACGGAAAUUUGAACCUGGGACCCAGAGAUUUGAGCUCCACAAACGAGCACAAGCCUCACUUAACUCUGGAGUGGACCUGAAAGCAGCCGUGCAGUUGCCCAGUGGAGAAGAUCUAAAUGACUGGGUAGCAGUUCACGUGGUUGACUUUUUCAACAGGAUCAACCUGAUCUAUGGAACUAUCUGUGAGUUCUGCACAGAAAGGACCUGUCCCAUGAUGUCAGGUGGUCCCAAGUAUGAGUAUCGGUGGCAGGAUGAUCUGAAGUAUAAGAAACCUACGGCAUUGCCAGCACCCCAAUAUAUGAAUCUUUUGAUGGACUGGAUUGAAGUGCAAAUCAACAAUGAGGAUAUAUUUCCUACUAGUGUAGGCAUACCAUUCCCAAAGAACUUCCUCCAGAUCUGCAAGAAGAUCUUGUGCAGACUGUUCAGAGUGUUCGUUCAUGUCUAUAUUCAUCACUUUGACCGCAUCAUCAUUAUGGGGGCUGAAGCCCAUGUCAAUACCUGUUACAAGCACUUUUAUUACUUUGUGACAGAGCUCAACCUCAUAGACCGCAAGGAACUAGAACCAUUGAAAGAGAUGACAGCCAGGAUGUGUCACUGAAGAGCCACUGCUGAAUGAAAGAAAAAAACGUAUUUCCUGCUAACUGAAGAACUAGAACGCCAGCAGCCCUCAUGGGCAAAAUCAGCCUGUUAAUUCUUAAAAAGCAGGGAAGUCAGGGAUAGGAGAUUAUUACUUUCGCAGACACUUCCCCACCAUUAUGUAUGCUCUUAACCCUUCAAAUGCUGCUAAGUACCUCCUUGGAAUGAUGUGGAUUACUUGGAAAGAAAGGAAGAAGCACUUCUUUUCCCAUGUUCCCUGAAGGAUUGAGGAGGCAUUCAUCAGACUACAAAUUGAUUCCAUCCAUCUUCUUGCUCUUAAAUCUUUACUUCAGUUUGGUUUCUAGCUGUAUUUUUGAAACUCAUCUUAUUGUUAAAAUAAAAACUGCUAAAUUGCAGUUAGAAGUACAUUGUUGUGCAGGGUACAGUAUAGUGUUAAGAGCCUCUGAAAAUUCUGAUUGCCCUUUCUGUAUCUCCGAAUCAACUUAGCAAGUCAGUCAUCCUAGUAUUUGUUUUUUAGACAAAAAUAGUGUGCUUCUUGUGACCAGAAACUGAGAUUAACAUCUUAGACUACAGUCGUAGAUACCCACAGCACAGGCUUGAAAGAAGCUGAUCCCUUUGGAAAGGGCAAGCUACUUUUCCAUUUAAAACUGGGCUGCCUGUUCAGCUGAAUGAUAGGUUUGCUGUGUGUGUUUCUUCUCUACCUGCCUUAUGGAUGUCUAGGAUUAAGACCCUAAUCGACAGGCUUUGCUCCAAAUAUGAAACCAAGAGCCGUAAUCCCAGUAGUUCUGAGAUACUAGGUAAAAACAUUGGAGAUUGUCCAUUUUCCCUGUUGCCUGGCUAGCAGGGUCUAGUGUGGCUGGCUCACACAGACUGACAAAUCUGUUAGCUUAUGCACACAUGGUAUAAAAACUGGAUCUCAGUCUCAGGCAAGUGAGCAACAAUGGGGGGAAGGCUGUCGGAACGUGGCCUGAAUAUGGUUUGGUUUUGGAAUGCAGCCCAAUAAGAUGGCAAAAUCCUGACGGGGCAAAGUGUGCUGUACCACUUAAGACUGCAGUUGAAAAAUUCUAGGCUUGUUCACACAGACACUCAAAUCUCAGUUUAAUGUGGGUAACCAACCUUAAAGCGAUCAUAUGGACCAAUGCCAAGGUAGUUCAUGACCUGAAAUUCCCACCUUGGCAUGGGUUCACACACUCAUUUCAGUGUUGGUAACCCGCAUUAAACUGAGAUUAAAAUAGCUGUGUGAACCUGGCCACUGUUGUUUUUUUUUUAAAAAAAGCUUUUGAAUGUAAAAACUCUGCAUGUAGAACAUAGCAUAUCAGGGAGAGCAUUUCUAAACUAGCCUUCUCCAAGCUAAUGUUCUGCUUGUUCAGAGGGUUCCCACCACUUACUUUAGGGGAUUUUUUUUUUUUUUAAGUGACAGCCCAAAGUAGUGCAGUGCAUUCUACCAUGUCGUUCUGCUGCACAAUACAGACCAGGCCUAAUAUGUUUUAGCAUUCAGAAAGGGUGUGUGGUGGGGUAUGGGGGAGAGAUGGCAAGGAAUGGAAGACUACAUAGGAAGCAACAGAUAUUUAGAAGCAGAAAGGACUUCUUCUGGGUGAUGGGGAGGGACAUUAAAGGACAUAAUUUCAACCGCCCUGAGCCAUUUUUGGAAGGGCGGUAUAUAAAUCAAAUAAAUAAAUAAAACUGUGGUUAUUGAAACUGAAAUGACAUGCAAGCUAUUUCCAGUGGUAACUAACGUAUGUGCACAGCUUGCGAAUAUCAGGAUUAAGGACAAGCAAAUAGAAGCUAUACUAGACCAGAUUCUACAUUGUGGUCACACCUAUACAGUCUUCUAGACUUUCUGUAUAUUAUCCAAGGUAUACUGGGAAAUACUCCUAAAUACCACCGUGCCUCAACUAUUUUUUCAUCUAAAAUGUUAAUUUUCUUACUGAUACUACUUUCACUUAAUCAGGAAAUUGGUGGCCUGAUUGUGAUAUUGAUUAUAACAAGUUUACAAUCAGAGCCUGAUCAGGGUGCCCAGGAAACUGCCCUCUAUGGGUCAGUUCUACUUGGAUAAACACCCUCUAAGGUUCAUGGUGAGACUUACCUUGGCAGAUGAGAUGGGAGACAGGAGGCAAUGAUGGAGUGGCCUUCAUGGCCAAGAGUGUUGCUCCGCUACCCCCACACUGGGACUCUGGGCACAGAAGUGGUCUCAGGAAUCAGUGAGGGCCCUGUGCCCCCUGUAGCUGCCCCAUGAUGCUGAUCCCGAUUAUAAUGGGAUAAAUCUAGAGCUUUGUUGGAGGAAAAAGUGGCUUUAGGGUAGCAUUAACCGAGAAUGACCAAUCCGUCCUGUCUAUGCACUUUGCAUGUGCAAGAGAUCUGUAGUCAAUACGUUGCACGUGGAUGACUGGAAUGGUUUUGUAUAUAGUGUAUGUCUUGUUCUUGUUGCUUUCCCUCAUUACUAGUCUCUUAAUUUUGAGGGGGGGGGGGGCCUCAAUUUUUUUUGGAAUUGCAAGCAUGAUAAUUAUGAGGGCUAUGUUUAAUCUACUCCAUUUUUGGUGAAUGGAAACCAAAUGGAAACCAUUUUCUCUCACAUCACCUCAGUGUGCUCCUGUGCUUAGUAAAUAGAUGACUUAUCAGCCAGUCCAAUUAGGUUAAUUAUGGCAACAUAGUAAAUAGGCAAGGAGCAUCCAUGGCUAAGCCUAUUAAUCUGUAUUUACUGAGACAGUCAUAAGACACAAUUUAGAAAACAGAAUAAAAAGGGGAUUGUACCAUACAUUGUGUGCCUUCUGUGGAAUUUAGCCCAGGUCUUCCAUAGUAUAAUUCAGACUGGAGUUUAUUUCCCCCCGAUCAACUGCUAAUUCCUGCUGUCCUAGUUCAGUCAGUUCUUUGAAAAUCCAUAUUAGAAAACACACCCCAUUUAAUAAGAAUAGCAAUACAAGAGAUAACAUGUUUAAUCUUACAGCAUAAUAUGAAUUGAAAGAUGUUAGGGUUUUUGAAGUUAUUUUUGUUAUUCAUAUGUUCCUGUUUCAGUACCAGUUUUGAAAAUUAAAACAUUGUUAACUAUGGAAUUUUGAAUCAGAAUGUCAGUGAAAAUGCUUAUGUAAAAUUUCAAAAUACAAAAAUCACUUUUAAAUGACAUUUCAGGUGAUUUAGGGUGGGUCUGGAGAAACCUAAAUUCAGGUAUCUCUGAAAUUUUUCGUUCCUCAUAUCAAGUUCAGCUUCCCUUCACCUUCAUCCUUCAAACAGACAUACAUGCCUCUAAAUCAAAAGUUGAUUUAGUGUUGCGGGUUGCCCUUUGCCUGUUUCAGAAGUGCUGUCCAUUUUAUGUUUAAUGUACUUCUUAUGUUUAUCAAUUUAAAAGUUUAUCUGGCGCCUUAUGGUUUUUUGUUUAAUUCAAUACGUUAUUUCAUUUUUCUUUUUUAAGUUGAGACAUUUCUCUAUGGAAUGCGUUGGGAAUUUGAUUUGUGAUGUCCCACAAUCAGAACUGUUCAGACUGGAUUCUGCUUCAGAGUGGUAGAAUUAGUUUCCCUUGAAUUCCUGAAGAGAACAUUGUACAUUUGAACAAAGCAUAAUGCUGCUUGAUCCAGUGGGAUCAAACUCCCCUUUAAAGGUGCUAUGAAUGCUUGAUAGGAAUGUGCACGAAUCAUGUUUUUAGGUGUAAUUUGGAACACACACCCUGCCCCUUUAAAAUGGGGGAGAGCAUACCUGCUCGUCCAUCAUUCGCAGCCACUUCCUGAAUCAGUGGUGCUCCUUCCAGCUCUCUUAACAUGCAGCGGCGCUCUCCCUCAGCUACCCCUGCGCAACGCCAGCAUGCACAAGGUCUCCACACAUGAGACAUGCCAGUGUUGCAUGGGGGCAGCUGGGGGAGAGCACCGCUGGCACAUGAAGAUAGCUGGGAGGAGUGCUUGCCAGUUCAGGAAGUGGCAGUGAAUGGCGGAACAGCAGGUAUGCACCUGCUCUCCUCCAUUUUAAAGGGCAAGGGAUGUGUUCUGAAUCGUGUCUCGAAACAUGAUUCGUGCACAUCCCAAGUGCUUGCCUCCUUCUCUAUCAAGUCUGAUUAUGCAACUAUUUAAUUCCUCCAAAAUUUCUAUGUGACACAGAUAAAAUUCAACAAAUGUGUACUGUAUGCUUCAUAUCAAUGAUGUAAGACUUACCAUGAGGAGACUGAUUGGUACAGAAGGGCUCUUCUUAUUUAGCCAGAUAAUAUGCAUACGAUCUCAUCUGUCUUUGGGCAAUCAAGACUCUGGAGAUAAUAAGUGUAGAUUGGAUUCCAUGAAGAUUGUUAUGCAUCUAGAGGGUUUCCAGAACCUCAGUUUUAUUUCUAUCCUCACAACAAAACAAGGCAAGUCCUUAACCAUCUGAUUAUGGAUAUUUUCAGCCAUAAUCUUACUAUUGUUUUGCCUUUUAGUGCCUAAUUCCUUCUGGGUCUAGCUAGAAACCCCAGUCCCCAAGCAUCUUUCCAGGAGAUGCCACAGUAAAACUUGUUAUAUUUUGAGAGCUGGGAACUUCAUAUCUUGUUUCUUGCCUUAAUUUGGCAUUUAACAUAUAUUUUAAUGUUCUCUAAAAUGAAUUAACUAGAAGGAGUAUGAUUUACAUUCAUCUGAACCACAUUGUCUUCAAUUAGGAAGAACACUGAGAGAGCAAAGCAGCCUUAAUGAACGCAUCAAAUCACACAGUUCCGUGAUGCAUUGUUAUCAAGUAGCAGGUGAAUCGCAGCAUUCCUCUUCAGUGCAUGCUACAACCAAAUUGUCAGUCCUUGCUCAGGAAAAAUCCUUCCACAGUGGUUCAAAGAAGUGGAGACUGUGAUCACUUACACAAAACUGGAAAGUGAACUUUUUUUUUCAAAAAUAGUUUGUGUAGAUAAAAAGGAUUAAGGUCCAAACCUUCUAUCGACAUGAACUUUUUUUUAAAGACAAAAACUUAAUAAUGAACUCUAAAAUAAGCUGAGAACUAUGUUGAUUACUCAGUUGCAAAUACUCCAGGAUGUGCGAUAAAACUUUGUUCGAGAGGCCUAAGCAGGGGCCAUUUUUCCAGAUGAUUAUCCUAUAGAAAGUAACCCCUAAUACCACUAAGCUUGUCUCUUUUACACUUUGCCACUAUAUUUAGUUUAAGAGCAUAACUGUCAUGAGCAGCAGAAGGGUCAGUACUUCUUAGUACAAGCUAGAUCUACUGCUCAAACAGCAACUAGUAAACAAUGACACACAGCAAUUCAAACUGCUGAUUGCAUACACCUCACCUGUGCUUUAGUGUUCGUGCUAGAAAGACACUCAAGGGAGAGGUGUUAUAUCACAAUAAAGUUAUGGACUGGCUUCUGUUGUUUCCAGGUUUUGAAUAAACCACAGUGUGUCUCUGAAAUAUGAACAGUUUAUUAAAUUUGGACAUAGAAAUUCAGUCUACACACACACAAACCCAUUUCCCUUUCAAUAAUUAGCCCAGCAAUGCCAGAUAUUAGAAAUGGAUAGGUAGGUUGUUGUUUUUUGUUGUUAUGCAGAUUUUUCCUAUUUUGAAUUGGAUAUAGUUUUAUACGGAAACAGUUUAAGGAACACAGUUAUGCUUCUUACUGGUCUGUGACAUAUUAGGAGUUUCCCCACUAAUUUAGACACAGUCUGUGGAUUAUUUUCAGGUUGGGGGCAGGGGUUUAAAUGCUUAUAUACAGUAAAUGAUUUGUUAGAUUCCUUUGUUUUGGGGUUUUGGGUCCCAUAAAUCAAAUUCUACCAAUAUGGGCUUUAGUAAUGUCAAAGCCAAUGCAUUUACAGAAUAUUUUAAUUGUGUGUAAUUAAAUUAAAAGUUCAGCUGUAUGAUGAGACCAAUGCUGUUAAUGAAAUAAAUUGGCAUUUACAAAAGGGUUAAAAAAUGGCUUAUAUCACAUCAAUCCUAAUUUAUGCUUUUAAGUAAAUAAAAUAUCAAAUAAAAGAAGCAUAACCUCA
Molecule: messenger RNA, 7643 nt
Organism: Hemicordylus capensis (graceful crag lizard)
Lineage: Eukaryota; Metazoa; Chordata; Lepidosauria; Squamata; Cordylidae
Gene: MOB3B
Product: MOB kinase activator 3B
Exons: 4
Coding region: 1085-1735 (216 amino acids)
Biological process (GO): signal transduction; positive regulation of protein phosphorylation
Cellular component (GO): nucleus; cytoplasm
Molecular function (GO): protein kinase activator activity
Source: RefSeq, a predicted model, not a curated record